UCGACUUGGACGGUCAUACGUUGUUAGCUUCCGAAUAACUGCGUUCGUACUGAAAUAUAAAAUAAAAACAAGGUUAAUGUAUAUGUGAAUUUUAUUGAUUUACAAUUGUGCUUUUAUUUUGUUUUUUUCAUUUUUAUUGUGCUUUCGUUUUGUGAGUGGCUUGUUUUUAUUCGUUUUUUAGUUAUUCCAACGGGGAUACUUUGAAGAUAAUAUGAAGAAGGGGUGAUUUAUAUACGACGGCACACUCAUAAGGGCUCCAAUAUUUAAUCUCACACGUAAAUAUGAUAUCGAGUGUCAGAUAGCUAAAUCACAAAAUGGAACACGACGAUUGGACUGAUUACUUCGGGGUUCAAUACAAUAUAUCACAACCAACAAUACGAACGGACUCCAAAUAUGUUGAUGCACAACACAAAAUAAACACUAGUUUCAUUUUCAACACGACGGAAGUGACGGAGUUUUAUAAGAACUUCACCAACGACGAUUACUGCACAUCGAACAAUUCACAUUCAUAUUUAAAUGUUACCUGCGAGUUUCCUAUAAGUUAUGCUGAGCCUAUGUAUGGAUACAUAGCACCGUUUCUCCUCGCGACUACAAUUGUUGCGAACACUCUAAUAGUUGUGGUCCUUUCUCGACGUCAUAUGAGAACUCCAACAAAUGUUGUACUUAUGGCCAUGGCAUUGUGCGAUAUGUUCACCAUGCUUUUCCCAGCACCGUGGCUAUUUUAUAUGUAUACUUUUGGCAAUCAUUACAAACCACUGAGUCCUGUCCAUGCAUGUCAGGCUUGGCAUUAUAUGAAUGAGGUGAUCCCAGCAAUGUUUCACACAGCAAGUAUAUGGCUCACUCUUGCUCUAGCAGUUCAGCGAUAUAUCUACGUUUGUCAUGCACCUGUAGCUAGGACAUGGUGCACAAUGCCUAGAGUCAAGAAGUGUCUGAUUUAUAUCGGCGUAGCAGCCUUCCUUCAUCAGCUACCCCGGUUUUUUGAUCACCAGUACAUCCCCCAUCUGACCUACUGGCGAGGGCAUAUGGAACACGUUUGCGAGGUGGAGAUAGCGCCCUGGGUGAAAACAAUUUCUCUGGAUGCGUACUUCAUCACCUACUUCGCAUUCAGAGUUCUGUUUGUCCACUUAAUACCAUGUACGUCGCUCGUCGUUCUGAAUGUACUGCUGUUUCGAGCGAUGAGAACAGCACAAAUAAAUAGACAAAAAUUGUUCAAAGAAAACCGAAAGUCAGAAUGCAAGAGACUCAGAGAUUCGAAUUGCACAACCCUUAUGCUCAUUGUUGUAGUCACAGUUUUUCUCAUGGUAGAAAUACCAGUGGCCGUUGUGACUAUACUACAUAUUAUAUCAAGCACAAUCGUUGAGAUUCUGGACUACCAUAUUGCAAAUAUUCUGAUAUUAAUAACGAAUUUUUUUAUAAUUGUUUCCUAUCCUAUAAAUUUUGCUAUUUAUUGCGGUAUGUCGAGACAAUUUAGGGAGACAUUUAAAGAAUUGUUCAUUAGAGGCGCCGUCACCACUCGUAACGGAGGUUCGAGCAGAUAUUCACUAGUUAACGGCCCUAGAACUUGCACGAAUGAAACAGUACUGUAAAAUGUAAAUAAAAAAACAUGUUUUAUAGUUAAAUAAUUGUAUGUCGUUUGUCUAUUUAAAGUUAUAGACAUAUCAAUAAAUUGAUAUAUAACGUUCAUAGAUGACGCUUUGUUGGUAGCUUUGUGUUUAUGAAUUAUUAGAAUAUUAAACGAUUUAUUGUAAUAUAUAUAUAUAUAUAUUAAGAUACUUUUCCGUGGCUUAUGGGUGACAUUAUCUAGACUUAUUACAGUAUGCAUAGUUUUAGAUUUGUAUAAAAGAUGUCUAUGAUAAACUCGCUUUCAAGCCCUUAAAUGGUGAGCCCCCAUUUAGGAAAAGUAUCAAAUGUAAAUAGAAAAUUUUCAUGUGCUUUUAAUAGUUUAUGUAAAUAAAUUUGUUAAGUUAACUCGAGAUUAUUGUAUAACUGGUUUAUAUUAAUAUAGAUUUAUAUAUAAUAUUUAUGUUUUGAUUAUAAAUGUAAGUUUCUUGUACACUUCAAGAAGUGUUUAUUUAGAUAGGAACACUUACAUUUUAUAUUGUUGUAACUGAAACAUUGCAAAAUCAAAUUUGUGGAAACUAGGUGCAUUAUUCUAAUAAAAAUAUAAUUUAA
This is a messenger RNA of Danaus plexippus (monarch butterfly), 2172 nucleotides long. It is a transcript of the gene SPR, whose product is annotated as sex peptide receptor. The transcript has 6 exons. The record is from RefSeq and is a predicted model, not a curated record. Gene Ontology annotation, cellular component: membrane. Gene Ontology annotation, biological process: G protein-coupled receptor signaling pathway. Gene Ontology annotation, molecular function: G protein-coupled peptide receptor activity. Lineage: Eukaryota; Metazoa; Arthropoda; Insecta; Lepidoptera; Nymphalidae. The coding region runs from base 315 to 1586 and encodes 423 amino acids.